AUGAGUUUUGUUCCUUGUUUGCUCCCCGACUCUAGCCACGAUGCGGCGUAUGCUGAAAUUGAUCGUCGAUGGCGAUCCUUGUGCCACAUUCGACUAAGUCAAACUGUGGAGAUGAAGGCUCGAAAGUUCAGAGAGUCCGAACCGCCGCGCCUGUCCGCCUGUCUGGUUCGCACGGCACCUGCCGCCACCUUUGAAACACGGUCACGACCCUCUUCACCUUUGCGCCUGGCCUCACAAUAUCGGCCCAAUGCUUACAUAUGUAGCAUCUUGCUGGUCGACGACCUGACGCGCAAACUGCCAAAUAGUUCAAGAUUGUCCAUGUACGUGGUGCUCCUGGCUCUAAGUUUCUCCCGAAUUGCGCUAACAAUCCCCGCUUAUGUACAACAGUGUCCUGCUCUCUCGCAAGCGUACAAGUCAUAUACAACCUUGCGCCACGAAAUUACCUUGUCGAAAUCAUGGCUCUCCAUCUCGCCAUAUCACUCGGCGCUCACGGUUGGCGCAUCGGGCACUGGGGUCCCUGACCCUUCGGGGUUGGUCAAUUUGCCAGGCGCGUAUAGCGACAACGACCCUGGCAUCUUUUAUUCCCAGAUGUUCGAUGCCAGUGCACCAAAGGACACCUUCCCCGGUCCUCCCGUCGCUGCAUUCGUGAACGGUGGCACUUCCACUCCUGGUAACGCAACCACGACCGUGUCUUCUACGGCAACGGCAACCCAGACCAGUGGUGCUGCUGGGACGUCAACAACCUCCAAGGGGAAGAUGUGCACGCUCAAGAAGGGCAAGUCCGCCUCUUCGUUGGUUGUUCCAUCAGCCUCCGCAGCGGCAGCCAGCGCCACCACCACCGACAUGUACCCCCGACACUUCAGCAGACUUGCGCUUGGCCACAGUAUCUAA
This is a messenger RNA of Laccaria bicolor S238N-H82, 891 nucleotides long. RefSeq lists its product as uncharacterized. The coding region runs from base 1 to 891 and encodes 296 amino acids. The transcript is spliced from 5 exons. Lineage: Eukaryota; Fungi; Basidiomycota; Agaricomycetes; Agaricales; Hydnangiaceae. The record is from RefSeq and is a predicted model, not a curated record.